This is a messenger RNA of Antechinus flavipes (yellow-footed antechinus), 6173 nucleotides long. RefSeq names its product protein FAM209-like. The record is from RefSeq and is a predicted model, not a curated record. NCBI's taxonomy places the organism in Eukaryota, Metazoa, Chordata, Mammalia, Dasyuromorphia, Dasyuridae. The transcript has 2 exons. Bases 2797 to 3306 code for a protein of 169 amino acids.
CUUUUUUUUCAUUUUAUGGUUGUUUCAGUAGAAGUUGGUUAAUAUUUUUAUUGAUGCACAGAUAUAAGUUUCAAUAGAAUACAGUUUCCUUAAAGGUAGCAUCAUAAUUGUCCCAAACUGACAUGGUCAUUUUGUAAUUAUUACAUACCUAAAGUUGAAUUGAAUCAUCUGUCAUAAGCUUUUUCAGCAACACUAUGUGCCUAUGCUAUGCAGAGCAAAAGAUAAUCAGGAAAUGAGCUAAAAACAUGGGGAGAUAAGUACAAAACUGACUAUGUAGCCAGUAUUGUGCUCUUGUAUAGUCACAUCCCCUUUCUCCUUAAAUGAGAAAUUUGAAAUCAAAUGAUUACGAUUAUUUCCAAUUCUUAAAAGUACACAAUUCUAUAGUAGAAGGGAGAAUGCUCCUGGAACUCAAAGAUCCCAUAAUUUGUGGAAUAAGGGAAAGUAUUAGUGGAAGAGGGGAGAAUGUUUAGAAGAAUUUUGGAGGAUGUGUGUAAGAUUACAGCAAGUGGAGUUGUUAGGGGAGAGUAGUGUAGUGGAAUGGCAUGUUCAGUAGCAAGAAGAUGAAGGAAAUUCUGGAGUGUUUACAAUAAGAGCAUUCCAGUGCACCUGCAGUAUAGGGAAGUAGAGGGAAGGCAGGAAAGCCAGGUCUGUACCACUUUAUGGAGGACACAUUAUGAAAGGCUUUACUACUCCUUUGGUUAGGUAAUCUUUCAAUGACUCUUACUCCUGCAUGAUGUAGAAGUGCUACUCCUUAGGCUUGAUUAAAGGAGAAAGAGAAGUGAAAGUAGGGGAGAAUAGGAGACUGCAAGAUUUCAAUCUCAUUCAACAAACAUUUGUGAAACACUAAUAAGCUAAGAACCAGGCACCCCAAGACAAAAAUGAAAUUCCCUAUCCUCAAGAAGCUCGUGUUCUAGAGUCAAGAAACGAUGAGCAGGCUGGUUUCUGGAAAGACUCGCAUGAACUGAUGCUAAGUGAAGUGAAUAGAACCAAGAGAAUAUUGUACCCAGUUACAAGAAGAUUAUGUGAUGAUCAGCUGUGUUGGACUUGGCUCUUUUCAACAAUAAUGUGAUUCAAGGCAAUUCCAAUACACUUACAGAUGUAGAGAGCCAUCUGCACCCAGAGAACUAUGGAAAUAACGUGUGGAUUACAGCAUAGUAAUUUUCACCUUUGUUGUCUGUUUGCCUUUUUUUUUCUUUUUUGAUCUUUUUUUUUUUUAAUAAUAGCUUUUUAUUUCAAAACACAUGCAAAGAGUUUUUUCAACGUUCACCCUUGUAAAACCUUGUGUUAGAAUAAUUCUCACCUCUCACCUAACCUAGUCAGCAAGUAAUUCAUGCAGCAUGAUAAAUGUGGAAAUAUGUAUAAAAGAAUUACACAUAUUUAACCUAUGUUGGAUUACUUGCUAUCAAGGGAGAAAAAUUUGGAGCACAAGAUAUUUUGCAAGGGUGAAUGUUGAAAAUUAUCUUUGCAUGUAUUUUGAAAAAAUAAUAAAACAAAAUAGCUUGGGAGGAGGGAAUGAUGAAGUCCUGAAUUGGGUUAGUGACUGAAGAGGAGGAAACAUGCCAGAAAUAGAUCUGAAAUCAUUGUAUUUCUUUCCAAGUAUAAUUCCUGAAGAGAAUCCUUAAUCAGAACCUAAGCUUUAAUUAAAUGAAUACAUCCUUAAAUAUUGUUUAUCUUCUCUAGACUUAGCUCUUCAAUAUUCACCAAUAAGCUAACAUUUGUUUUACUCCUUUGGAUUCCUAUUCUUUUAAGUAAAAUUUUUUACUUUUCUUAUGUAAAAGUGAAAGGAAAAUAAUUUAUGUAAUAAACAUAAUUUCUCUAUUGUUGACUCUAUAUAAGUAGAUAUAUACCAAUACUGAAAAUUCUGAAAUUGAGUAUUUGUUGGAAUUUAACUUUGUUUUAUGAAAUCCACUGCUACUUCCUUUCCCUCAUGGAGCAGCAUAUAUCUGUUGUCUAAAAAUAGGCAAGACGUCCCAUUUCCCAGCUUCUUUAUGAAGCCUUCCUUUUUACAACCUUAUUUCUCCCUGAAGUCUCCCUGACUUCAUGGAUAUCACUGAAGUCUUCAAGAGAUGUGGUAGGAGGUAUUCUUGUUUACACAUAGAUUGACUUAGAGCUUAUCAGAAGUUUCUCAGCUCUGAGAUUUUUUUCUAUUGUGAUUGCUCUGUCAUUUGUUUUCCUUUUGUUAAUUCUUAUACCACCUUAUCAACACCCUCAGGCAAUUUUGCCCUGAUAAUGCCCUACCUUGUACUGCUAGUCAUUUUUUAAUGUGUGUAUGUGUCUGUGCCCACGUAUGCAUGUGCACAAGCUCACGUCGUUCCCUCUUUUCCAAAUCAGACUUAGUAUAGAAUAUUCCUAACUUCAGGAUACACGUUGGCAUACAACUCCAUAUAUAACUAGGUUGUUUGGUCUUAUGUUAAGUUUUUUUAAAAUUUGCAAUCUAUGAUAAAGACAUAUUCCUAGAACUCAAAGUAUUGUUUAUAUGGGAAGAUGUAUUUGGAAUCAAGGCUGUAGAACACAGGCAAUAUAAAGAAGGAACAGGGAAGUAGAUUCCCCUUUAGAUUAAUCCAGCUCAAUCUUUCUUGCCUGCCCCUUUCUUUAAGCCCUUGUCUCUGGCCUGGUGGGAUUGGCCAUUAUAUACACACUUCCCCGCCCCCCCAUCCUCUGAGCAGCUGUGAUGUAUUCUGGUGAUUCAGACAGUUGGUGAUGUCACAAAAGACUCAGACAACUUGGCUUUCAGGUUCCCAGAUGCCUGGGGAAACACACUCACCAUGAGCAAAUACUCGCCCCUCUCUGCUCAUCAUGCAUAUGCUGAGAUGCUUUUUGUUCUUCCUGCUGUGCACUACUUUAGGAUAUGCCUUUAUGUUCUCUUCUCUGAGAGAGAAAGCCAAAGAACCUGCCGGUGAUGUGCCUUGUGGAGGCCACUUUCGGAUAAGGCAGAAUCUAUCUGACCAGGCCAAAGGCUGGCUUGGGAGCAAAUGGAUCUGGCUGUUGUUUGUUGGACUGCUCUAUGCUGUAGUAAGAUUCCGAGGGGAAGGUGACAAAAAUAAGGAUAAGGACCCAAACAGUGGAAACUGUUUGUACCGCCCUCUACAAAAGAAAAAUCAGAAUGCUGCCCCUAACAAAGACUAUGCACUGAAUACCUUAACCCAACUGGAGAUGGAUCUGGUGACAUUUGUGUCUAAAGUGCGAAGUCUCAAAGUGGCCAUGGCAACUGGUAAUUCCCUCAAGCUUCCAGACUCAGAGGUCCCUUCAGAUCCACACAACAAUAUUACGAUAUAUGAAAUAUGGGGAGAAGAUGACUCUGACUAGAUUGGUUUGGAUGUAAGAGAGAGAAAAAAAGUCAAAUGAUUGACAAACACUAUACAAACUAAUAAACUAUUCCCAAGAAAAUAAUUCCCUCAUUUCAUACCUUUUUUAAUAUUUUAAAAACUUGAACUUCUCUGUCAUGUGAGACUGAUUAUUUUAGGUUUUAUUUUUAUUUAAAUGGGGAAUUAUGCUAGUAGUCAACACAUUCUCCCCAUGGAGACUUUCUCCUUGGCCAUCAUGCAUAAUGAUCUUUUUUCUAUUUUAAUUGGGUCUGAGGAAUUACUGGAAAAAAGAUAGUUGUAGUAAGGGCAAAAUUUUUCAUAUAAACUUUUUUUCUUCUCCAAUUACAAAAAUAUGUGGUCAUUGAAGAGUAUUAUUUCUUUUCGAAUGUUACAUAUCUUAGAAAUGUGGAUUUUGAUACAGAUGCCUAAAUAAAGAGCUUUUAUGUUCUCUAAGGAAAUUGUAUUAAAAUUGGGCAAAGGUCAAAUACAAGUUUUGGAAUGUAUGAUCCUACUGAAUGUGUCAUGAAGCUAUAAUUCUUCGUACCAUUCCUAAGAGUCUGAAUGUCAGAUUAGAUGAAAAUUCUCUUUCCUGCCCCUUGUCUUUUAAUAUUGAUGGUGUAAAGAAUUUCUUAGAAGUGGAUUUUAUAAGCAUGAAAACUUCAGCAUUUAAAGAUAUCAUUUUCUCCUUUAUGUUUUGUGUUGUGAAAGCUAAAUAGUAGAUUUCCAUCCAAGUCAGUAGUUAUCAAAUGUGUAUUUGUUUAUAAAUACCUGAUACAAGAACCUUAAUAAAGUUAAUAUGAUUUCAGAACAUUUGGAUGGUUAAAGCUGUUUCUACACUGAAGUAAAAUGCAGUCACGUUUUCUGUCAGUAGAAUAUAAAUGAUUAGCCUCUGAAAUAUUGAACGUCAUAAAAACUAUAAAAAGGGAUUUUGCUAAUAGUAUGGUUGUAAACUGUUAAGAGAAGCAACAAACAGUAACAGUUUUGAAAAUUUGGGGAAAUUUUGGCAAAGUGUACAUACAAUAGUCUUCUGAUUUAGGAAAAGUAAAGCACUUUUUGCAUUAGUAAUGAGAAUUUGAUCCUGAUUCAAUUCACAACUAUAUGGGACUAUGCUUUCUAUUAUGAACAAAAAAGGAAUGUAGUUUGAUGUAUGCUACCUGAAAAUUUAGAUUUACAGUGUUGAUCUAUUAUAACGCCCCAUACCAUUUUGGUUCCAAAAUCGUUGUCCAGAAAAGCCUUGUGAUUAGACCAGCUAAUAUUUGUGUUUUGUAAUUAGUAAUGCCUGUUAGGUGGCACAAUGGAUGAAGUGCCAGACCUGAAAUCAGAAAGAGCCAAGUUCAAAUUUGACCUCAAAUAGUUAUGUGACCCUGGACAAGUCAUUUACCCCUGUUUGCUUCAUUCCUCAUCUACAAAAUGAACCAAGAAAACCCCAAUUGGGAUCAUGAAGUAUUAGACAUGACUGAAACAACUGAACAAGAUUAGAUUGGCAGUAAAAGGGAAAUAAAGUUUUGAUAGAAAAUGCAUUCCAAAUUCCAAAUAUGUCGAAUUAUAAGAGCUUAUUUUUGAGUGGUGGGAUUUUCUGGAUUAUUUAUAAAAUACAGAUUCUUUAGCAAUGAGACUAAAAAUUCUCAUGUUUAUAUAUAAUUGGAAUUUUUAAAAUAAGUAUCAGUUGUCUUUUGCAGUAGUGUCCCCUUUAAUAAGUGAUGUGUUCUGAGAAAUGGGUCCCUCAUUGGAAUGUCUAAAAAUUGCUUUGCUACCUGGGACAUGAAGAGAAUUCCCAUUGUUUUAGGUCUUUUCAAGUGUUGCAAAUCUGACUCUAAUAUUGAUUUGAUUGUAGGAAACAGCCAAAAAUCAUAUGGAGCUAAUAUGUGUAGUUGGAUUGAUAAGAAUGUCUUUCUAAUGUUUGCCUUAAAUUGGAUCUGAGUAGAUAAGUCUCUAGAUGUUGAUGUACUAAAAUACGUAAUGUCCUUUCAAAGAAUUUAUCAGACUGAUUUUUUUUUUUUUUUGGUCAUAUUCUCUCUCUCCAUGUUGGUGUGGAUGAAGAUAUUAUUCAAGUGAAAAUCAAUAUUAUUGGAGUUAAUUUGCCCCAUGUAAAUUGAUUUUAAUGAGGAUAUGAUUCAAGAAUCUAGUCUACUGUCAUGUCAAGAUUUUAUUUGAAAUUCGUGUAGUUAUAACAAAAACAUGGGCAUGUUUAGAAUAUGAAGUGUUAAGGGAUAACCAAUGUCUUAAGUUCACUGAAGAUAAAGUUGGAAUCCAAGCCAAAUUCUUUUAUCCCUUAUCUUGGGUAAAUUACUUUUCUGGGCCCUUAGUUCCUCAUAUAUUUAAAUGGAGACCGUAAUAAUGUUGCCUUACUCAGGAUUCUUGGCAAGACUAAAUAAAAUGAUGCAUGUGAGGUACUUGACACUUUAAUAAAACUUUUUAAAAAAUCUGUAUUUCCAGCUGUUUCUCUAGAUUUCUUAAUGGGAUUUAUUAACCACUCCAAUAUUGGUACAUUUUUAUUCUAUCUUACUGAAAUAUUAUUGCUGCUUUAGGAAGUUAUAAAAUCAUGAGGCACAAUACACACAAAAGUGCAAAUAGUGCUAUAUUAUUAACCUUAGAUUACCAUCUAUAUUUCUAAAAAGAGAGAGGUGCUCUCUGCAAAAGAUUUCAGUCAUAAAAAUUGGCCCCUUACCUGACCAAAAUCAGUCAAUAAUAUGUAUGUAUUAGCUAACAUGUAUGUAGAAUUUAAAUUUUUCAAAAUGCUUUGCAAAGGCUAGAAAGUGAUGUUUUAAUUUGUUCUCCAAAAUAUCCCUUAAUAUUCUCCUCCUGAUUACCAUUCGUGUGUAUACUAAAUUUGAAUGUAAGUGCCUUAAUUCCAAUAGACUUGUAAUG